CGUCCCCUCCGCCCGCGGCAGCGGCGCUGGCGUCCCUGGCGGCGGCGGCGGCGGCAGCCGAGCGCCCCGGAGACGCGCGGGCGGGCCCGCCGGCCUAGUGGCCGCCAGACGCGGAGGCCGGCCGCCGCCCGGCGCCACCCGAGCGGAGGGGGACUUGGGGGAGGCCCGGCGCCCUCCCGCCCUCCGGCCGCCGCCGCCGCCGCCGGGGGCCCCGGCCGGGCAGGGGGCGCGGCGCGCGCCGGGAGCGCCGGAGAUGGCGGGAGGGCACUGCGGCGGCUUCCCCGCGGCGGCGGCCGGCAGCGGCGAGAUCGUGCAGCUCAACGUGGGGGGGACCAGAUUUAGCACCUCAAAACAGACACUCAUGUGGAUUCCAGAUUCCUUCUUUUCCAGUUUGCUGAGUGGAAGAAUCUCAACGCUUCGCGAUGAAACUGGUGCUAUAUUUAUUGAUAGAGAUCCUGCAGCAUUUGCACCCAUUUUAAAUUUUCUUCGGACAAAAGAAUUAGACUUAAGGGGAGUGAGCAUUAACGUGCUCAGGCACGAAGCCGAAUUUUACGGAAUCACUCCAUUAGUGCGCCGGCUCCUGCUGUGCGAGGAACUGGAGCGCUCGUCCUGCGGCAGCGUGCUCUUCCACGGCUACCUGCCCCCGCCAGGUAUUCCUAGCCGGAAGAUAAACAACGCGACGAGACCCCCUGCGGACUCCAGGAACGGACUGAACUCUGCGGAAGGGGAGGCGCGGGGAAACGGGGCCCAGCCUGUCCUCUCUGGGUCCGGGGAAGAGACCGUCAGGCUGGGCUUCCCCGUGGACCCUCGCAAGGUGCUGAUAGUGGCCGGCCACCACAACUGGAUCGUCGCCGCCUACGCCCACUUUGCGGUGUGCUACAGGAUCAAGGAGUCCUCGGGGUGGCAGCAGGUGUUCACCAGCCCGUACCUGGACUGGACCGUGGAGCGCGUGGCCCUGAACGCCAAGGUGGUCGGCGGUCCCCACGGGGACAAGGACAAGAUGGUGGCGGUGGCCUCCGAGAGCAGCAUCAUCCUGUGGAGCGUGCAGGACGGCGGGAGCGGCAGUGAGAUCGGAGUGUUCAGCCUUGGCGUCCCCGUGGACGCGCUCUUCUUCAUCGGGAACCAGCUGGUGGCCACGAGUCACACGGGGAAGGUGGGAGUGUGGAACGCUGUCACUCAGCACUGGCAGGUCCAAGACGUGGUGCCCAUAACCAGCUAUGACACGGCGGGGUCCUUCCUGCUGCUCGGAUGCAACAACGGGUCCAUCUACUACAUUGAUAUGCAGAAGUUCCCUUUGCGCAUGAAGGACAACGACCUCCUCGUGACUGAGCUGUAUCACGACCCUUCCAAUGACGCCAUCACCGCGCUAAGCGUCUACCUCACACCCAAAACAAGUGUCAGUGGGAACUGGAUCGAGAUCGCCUACGGUACGAGCUCCGGAGCAGUGCGCGUGAUCGUGCAGCACCCCGAGACGGUGGGGUCGGGCCCCCAGCUCUUCCAGACCUUCACAGUCCACCGCAGCCCCGUCACCAAGAUCAUGCUGUCCGAGAAGCACCUGGUGUCAGUCUGUGCGGACAACAACCACGUCCGCACGUGGACGGUGACGCGCUUCCGCGGCAUGAUCUCCACGCAGCCCGGGUCCACGCCGCUGGCCUCCUUCAAGAUCCUGUCCCUGGAGGAGGCGGAGAGUCACGGGAGCUACUCCUCCGGGAACGACAUCGGGCCUUUCGGAGAGCGGGACGACCAGCAGGUGUUCAUCCAGAAAGUGGUCCCCAUCACCAACAAGCUGUUCGUGAGGCUCUCGUCCACUGGGAAGAGAAUCUGCGAGAUCCAGGCGGUGGACUGCACCACCAUCUCCGCGUUCACCGUGCGGGAGUGUGAGGGCUCCAGCAGGAUGGGCUCGCGGCCCCGGCGCUACCUGUUCACGGGCCACACGAACGGCAGCAUCCAGAUGUGGGACCUGACCACGGCCAUGGACAUGGUCAACAAGACAGAAGACCGGGACGCAGGGGGCCCGACGGAGGAGGAGCUGCUGAAGCUGCUGGACCAGUGCGACCUGAGCGCGUCGCGCUGCGCCACCCCCAGCAUCAGCCCCGCCACCUCGGUGGUGCAGCCCAGCCGCCUGCGGGAGUCCAGCUCCAGCCUGCAGCUCCAGCACCCGGAGCCCGUCCGCGACGCCGCCACGUACGGCUCCCUGCGGCCCUACCGCGAGAGCCCGCUGCUGGCCAGGGCCCGGAGGACCGAGAGCUUCCACAGCUACCGGGACUUUCAGGCGCUCCACCUGAACCGAGACGGGGAGCCGGCCGUCCCCGAGAACGCCACCUCGGGCCCCGGCCACGCCGAGGUCAAGUGCGCGGCCGGGGAGUGCGCCGUGCCCGAGAGGAAGUCUCCGGGGGCGGAAACGAAAGGCGGGAGAGAGUCCGAGAGCGGGUUGGAGGCGCACAAAGUAGCGGAAGCCUUCGUAGAACCUAAGAAAAGGCCGUCGGAAGAGGAGAACGACAGCAAAGCGGAGUUGCGGAGGAAGGGGGGGUUUGAGGGUGGGGGCUUCCUGGGGAGGAAGAAAGUGCCCCACCUGGCUUCGUCCCCCAGCACUUCCGACGGGGGCACCGACUCCCCGGGCACCGCGUCGCCCUCGCCCACCAAGACCACGCCGUCCCCGCGCCAUAAGAAGAGCGACUCCUCGGGCCAGGAGUACAGCUUGUGAAUGCUCACCGAAAUAAGUAGUCUUUCUUUUCUUUCUUUCUCUUAAAUAUGUAUAUUGAUUUACAGGGGGACGAGGGAGAGAAACAGGCAUCGGCUGCCUCCCACACAUGCCGCCCCGGCUGGGGCUCGAACCCCCAACCUUUCGGUGUAUGGGACGAUGCCCCAACCCACUGACCAUCCAGCCAGGGCUUGCUUUUUUUUUUAUACGUGCUUUUUCAUUAGUAUAGGUAUUAAGUAUGUGAGACAACACUGUCAUGUUCUAGAGAGGUCCCACGUUGUCCACCCGCAGUGCGGACUUCCGGCAGAGGCAGAGCUGGGCGCCAGGGUGCGCGGACGGAGAGGACCUGCUCCGUGGGGGCGACACACGCUCCCUGAGGAGGCGCCGCGUGUCAGCGCUCUUCCGUUUUACCCCAAAACUCUACAGAUUAAAGUUGGACUUCGUCUGUUAUCUUUUUUUACAGAAUUAUCUGGAGUAGGGAGAUCGGAGACUCUUUUGACCUUUUUGAAGUUGUUUUUGUUUUGUUUUGUUUUUGAGGUUUACAAGUACGUUUAACUGGUGAUUGGUAGAGCAAGGGUCCACUUCCAAGGGUCCAUUUUCAGGCGCACUUUCUCCGGGGAGCUGGGAGAGAGGUGUCCUGAGCACCCAGCCUAUCGGGGCGGUGCCUGCUUGGAGCGCGGGAACCCCCGGAGGGCAUUACUCCCCGAGAAUCACAUAAUUCUCUUUGGAGCCUAGUCUCUCGACCCUUAUUGUGAUUGCAAAGUGUUUACCUGAGGUCUGACGAGGUGCUAUGUGUGUGACGAACUACCACGUAAUCCAGAAACACUAUUGAUGUCGCGUAGCAGAGCGGACUGGUAGCGCAGGUCCCUUGCAGGUCAUCAUCGUCCGAAUCUCGUUAAGGGAAGUCUUACGUCUUGUCAGGCUUCACAGGUGUCACAUGCCCAGCAUCAUCCAUUUACACUGCCUUUACAGUUGUGUGUGUGCGAGCAGAUAAAAUAAACAUGAUCCCCAGGGCCAAAGCCGCGAGUGCCCGGAAGGGAACACUGGGGCAGCUGCUGGCCCCCCUCGUGCUGGGGGCCACGGCCCGAGUUCUUCGUCGGUACCGAGGUUGGAAUGUGGCCCCUUUGUUCAGCUCCUGAGACGACAGUUCUGAAUUUUGGGUUAAAGGUUUUGGCUGCUGUAAAAAUAUUAUUUUGAAUAUAUUUUGAAUUGUAAGAAUAAAAUAAUUUUUUUGUUUUUUCCCCAUUUAAUUGAAAUGAUUUUCAAGAUACAGAGAGAUUUUCAAGUUUCUGCAAAUAGGAUGAUUGUACAUUUCAAGCAUUAAACAUUUAUUGGUGAAAAAUGUAUAUAUUCCCAUUUCAAGAAAUACAGUGAGUGAAGUUGGAAUAAAUGCAUUAGAGUUUACCAUUUUACCGGUGGUUUCACAACCAUUCUCUUGUAUUUAUAUAUUGAUCAAGUCAAAUAAAAGUGAUUAAGACUAUG
Molecule: messenger RNA, 4183 nt
Organism: Phyllostomus hastatus (greater spear-nosed bat)
Lineage: Eukaryota; Metazoa; Chordata; Mammalia; Chiroptera; Phyllostomidae
Gene: KCTD3
Product: potassium channel tetramerization domain containing 3
Exons: 18
Coding region: 254-2704 (816 amino acids)
Biological process (GO): protein homooligomerization
Molecular function (GO): protein binding
Source: RefSeq, a predicted model, not a curated record